Messenger RNA from Salarias fasciatus (jewelled blenny), 1768 nucleotides. RefSeq names its product FEV transcription factor, ETS family member (gene fev). Lineage: Eukaryota; Metazoa; Chordata; Actinopteri; Blenniiformes; Blenniidae. The coding region runs from base 1 to 663 and encodes 220 amino acids. Gene Ontology annotation, molecular function: sequence-specific DNA binding; DNA-binding transcription factor activity, RNA polymerase II-specific. The transcript has 3 exons. Gene Ontology annotation, biological process: cell differentiation; regulation of transcription by RNA polymerase II. Gene Ontology annotation, cellular component: nucleus. The record is from RefSeq and is a predicted model, not a curated record.
AUGAGACAGGACUGCGGAGGAAACCUCAUGUUCAACAUGUAUCUCUCAGAUCCAACAGAAAAUCUGUUGAAAGAAAGCAAAGGAACAUCUUGGGGUCCAAUAAAUACAGGCGUGCAAAAAGGCAGCGGGCAGAUCCAGCUGUGGCAGUUCCUGCUGGAGCUGCUGUCCGACAGCACCAACAUGUCCUGCAUCGCCUGGGAGGGAACCAACGGGGAGUUCAAGCUCAUCGACCCGGACGAGGUGGCCCGGCGCUGGGGAGAGCGCAAGAGCAAGCCCAACAUGAACUACGACAAGCUGAGCCGCGCGCUGCGCUACUACUACGACAAGAACAUCAUGACCAAAGUGCACGGCAAGAGGUACGCGUACAAGUUCGACUUCCACGGCCUGGCGCAGGUGUGCCAGCCGUCCACCACGGAGCAGGCCAUCUACAAGUUCCAGGGGAACUUCUCCCCGAUCCCCUUCUCCGGGAUCUCCAAACUCAACCUGGUGGCCCCCGGCGUGGGGCCCUCGGGCUUCUCCUACUGGCCCGGGUCCCCCUCCGCGGCUCUGUACCACAGCCACAACCUGCAGCCGCCGGGGCCGUUCGGCACCGUGUCUCCGUCCCACAUCAGCUGCGUCAACAACAUCAACAGCCUGAGCAACAUCAACAACCACUACAACUGACUGCCUGCUGCAGAGCCGCAGAAAGCGCACUGAGACACCAGGACAGCGAGGAUACAUUCCUUUAAGAUUAGCUUGUAAAAUUAUAAAAUGUACAGCCAGUUUUUAUCCACAUGUAGGAAUUUUAAAGAUUACAAUUACGACGCAUGCUACUUAAACUACUGGAAUUUUGGUUUUUUGGGGAAAAAAAUGUAAUUCUCUACAGUUUAAACACGAAAUUUAUUUGAAUGUGUGAUUUAUCCUGCAGUUUGUACUUAAAAAAAAACUCAAGUUAUCCAAUACAGCUGCGCAAUGUAGAUUUUCUUUUUUUUUAAGAAAUUAAAUCUGAAAUGGACAUUAUUUGCGAAAAAAAAAGAAUAAUAAAAAUAAAUAGAUAAACCAGCUUCAGGAGCAAUGCGUUAAUGCAGUGCAUGAGAGCUCGGAAGACUUACAGCUGGAAAAGUCCAUUUUGGACCUGUUUACAUGAAAACAGACAGUCAGCGAUUAUGCCUCCUAUAAAACCACCUUUUCUUUACUUUGAGGCGCAUUUUCGAUGUUUAGAAGGACAAAUUUCACAACUUCCCAGUCAUCUAUAAACGCAACAUACUGCAAACUAUAGAGCAAAAAAAAAAAAAAAAGCAUUAUUUACAGCUCUAUGCUGCAAACUGAAUUUGCACCGUUUAGGAAAGCGAGUGCAAAGCAAUUAAUGGACCACUAGCACCAUCUAGUGGUUAAAUUGUGCUUCACUGAUCUUCAUUUGAAGUUAAUUUAAUUUGAUAAAAAAGAAAAGAAAAAGCUGUCAGCUAAUAUGUACAGUCCGUUCACUUUAAGUCCUGGUUUGCUCACAGAUGAGAAUCCUGCACACUGUAUUUAUAGGGACAUCAUACCUGAUCCACAUGCAAUAACAAUAGAAAAAACGUGCAGUGCACAGAGUUGUAUUUUGUGAAUAGGCUGCAUACUAUACUGUGAAUUCAUCAACCUCUCUGUAAAUACUGUAGAGUAGAAGUAGGCAGAAUGAUCUGCCUUUAAGUAAUUUUAAAGUGAAAUAGAUUGUGUUCAUUUACACAGAACCAUGCUGUGAUUAAACAAUUGUAACCAAUGACAAACGAAUCAAGUCAAUAAAAUCCAG